Molecule: messenger RNA, 4213 nt
Organism: Bursaphelenchus okinawaensis
Lineage: Eukaryota; Metazoa; Nematoda; Chromadorea; Rhabditida; Aphelenchoididae
Source: the annotation of a GenBank genome assembly
AUGGCAUCAACCGAGACCACACAAAAUCUGGAUGUCAUUACAGUGCGGAUGGCCAGAUUGGAUUUUAAAACGCCUUGGGGGUUUUCGGUUAAGCCGCCACGAGUUAUUGAUAAGGUAAGUUCAUUUUCUAGCCCUAGCCCAGAGCCCUAGCCCAGAUCCCUAGCCAAGAGCCCUAGCAAAGAACCCUAGCCCAGAGCCCUAGCCCAAAACCCUGACCAGCUUUCUAUCCCUUGCCCAGAGCCCUAGAGAUCUAGCCCGGAGCACUAACCCAGACCCAUAGUCCAGAGCCUUAGCCCAGAGUUCUAGCUCAGAGCCAUAAACCCAGCCCUGUCCUUAACCCAGAGUUUAGUCCCAGCCCCCGCUCCUAGCCGCUGAACUAGCACUAGCCUCAGCUCUAGCCUCAGUCCUAGCCCUAGCCUCAACCCUAGCCUAGAGUUUUAGCCCUAGUCCCAGCCUUAGCCCAUAGCUCUGAACUAGCCUUUGCUUAGCCUCAGCCCUGGAUAUAGUCCUAUUCCUAGCCUUACAAGGGAAUGUUACAAACUGCCCAUUCGAUCUUUAAAAAUGAAUGGUACCAUGUGAAAGAGCGUAAGAAGAUGACUAAAAAUCUAUUUUCAAAAACUGCUAAUUUUGCUUUACAAGCCCGCUAGCGAGCUUUUAAAAUUUUUACUAUUAAAACGGAUUUUUUAAACCCGCUUUCUUUUGGCUUCUUUCAAAAGGAGAAGUAAAUGUGUUCGAAUGGCCGAGUGGUCAAAGGCGCCGUGAUUGCGCAAUCAAUGGACUUUAGGUUCGAUUCUCUUUUUGGUUAAAUGAUUGGUAUUCUUUUUUAUUUAAAAGUUAAUCAAAUUAAAUAGUCAAAAAAAAAUUUUUUUGUUGAUAAUGACUUCUUACAUCUAAUAAAAUAUAAAAAAAGUAAAAACUAAGAUUUUUAAAAAUACAAUAAUCUAAAAGAAAGAAUAACAACUUAUAAGGCCCUUUCACUAAUGAUUUUAAAAUUUCGCUAGCGGGCUUGUAAGGCAAAAUUAGCAGUUUUUGAAAAUAGAUUUCUAGUCAACUUUUUACGCUCUUUCACAUGGUACCAUUCACUUUUGAAAAUCGAAUGGGCAGUUUGUAACAUUCCCUUGUUAGCCUUAGUCCUAAUUUUGAAAUUAAAAAAUUUAAAUUUGCCUAUUUUCAGGUCCAAGGAGGUGGACUAGCCGAUCGUGCGGGCCUUCAAACCGGUGAUUAUAUCGAUGAAAUUCAAUCCCAAUCCAACCCUACCUUCUUGAAAGUCAGCGAGCUGAUCAAUAAACAGGCCAACGAUCUGGAGCUGGUCGUUUUGCGGUAAGAAAAACUCAUUUUUAAAUAUUUUUUUUUUAAUUUUUAAAAGGAUUUUUAAAUUUAAAAAUGGUUUUUUUUUGUAAAAUACGUUAUCUUGUGUGAGGGUUGGUAAUUUUAUAUGAAGAUUCACUAUUUUUAACUAUUUUUUACAAAAUAUUUAUUAAACUAAGUCUAGAAUAACAUUGUACAGUGCUAUAAGGUCACAAAUAAAAAUUAUCGUAUAUUAACAAGGAAAGCAACCAACAUGCUUCGCUCAAAAUCAGCUCAAAAUUUUUAUAUGAAUUUCUUGUACCACCAAUAGUAGCCAUAAAAACUUUUUAGCUCCCGCUUUUUGAGUUUUAAAUUUAAAUUAUUUUUGUUUCCCGCCAUUUUGGCAACUUUGGCAUUGUGUUUCAAGCACUUUUUGGCUUUCCAGACAAGAUACGCUUACAAAUUAAAAAAUGUAGGUUCAUUUAAAGGUUUUCUACUAAUAAAUCAAAGAAAAAUUCUUAAAAAUCAAAAAAUGACAAAGUUACAAGCUUGAAAGACAAUGCCAAGUUGGCGGGAAAUUCAAAAUGUCAUUUUUCAAUCUUGAAUUUCUCGAGAUUUCCUGGAAAGCGCGAUUUAGUACUUUGUUGAAGACCUUAUAUUUACAUGAUCUUUCUAUAUAAAAAGUUUGAAGGCAAUCAGAGCGGGGCAGGUCGAGCACUGUCUUUGUAAUUAUAAUUGGCAAAUGCUUUUACAACUAAUCAUUGUUUGUCAUAUUAUCAUACGCAGCAAAUUAUCAUACGCAGUAAAUACUCAGACUUGGCAGUAGUAAUGUAAGGGCAGUUCCUGUCACAACGUCAAGAAAAUCUACCCCCGCCACGCUUUUUUAAAAAUUUUGAGAAUUUCCAUCUAGCUGUGAGGCAAUGCCUUUAAAAUGACAAAAUUAAGAAAAAAAUUGAAAUACGAUUUCGUAUCUUUAAAAUCGCCAAAACCGGUGUCGUAACAAGGUUACAACCACCUUGAUAUUCUCAAGGUUAGAUCCUUAAGUGAUAGGCGGACUUUCACUUUUUCAUUAAACCAAAAGGUUGAAAUCAGUGCUCGAGGCGGUUUAAUUUCGCAGUUUUGAAUAUUCUGUUGUGUCAUUUUGGUUUGACUGUUUGAAAGUUGAAAUAUGCAGUUCGAACGUAGUGUCAACUAUAACUACUCUUACAAUGAUCGAAUGUAAGGUUUUGGAAGGUAGUUUUUAAAGGGUGGGGAAGGGUAGGGAAGGACACGGUAAAGUAGGCUAGGGUAAUGUAAGGUAAGGUAGGGUAGGGUGGAGUAUGGUAGGGUAAAGCUUCAGCAUGGUAAAACUAAUGCUCCUUCUAAUAGAAUUUUGAACGAAUGUAAGGUUUAUUGAAGAUCAUUUUUAUGGGGUCGGACAGGGCGUUGUAAAGUAGGCUAAAGCAGAUUAAGAUAGAGUAGGGUUGGGUAAGGUAGUGUUUGAUCAAAUGUAAGGUUUUUAGAAGAAAGCCUUUGGCGUUCAAAGUUUUAAAAUUUGAAGAGGGAGGGUAUUUUGAAAAUUUAAGUGUAAUUUUCGGAACAGGGAUGGUUUUUUUAGAGUAGGGGUAAAUUUUGAAUGCUGGGGUAGGUUUUUGGAGUAGUAGUAGAAUUUUUAUAUAGAGGCUGGAAUUUAAGUUUAAAGGCAUGGUAGGGCAGAGCUGGAUAGAAAAAGCAAAGGUGGCUACAGUAAUAAAUACAACCGUUAACUAGGGUAGGGUAUAGUGUAAGUUAGGUAAGGGACAAAAGAUAAAUACUUUAAUCUAGGAUAAGGUAUUGUAGGUUAAAGUGAUAAAGGUGGCGUUUUAAAAGCAGGGGUAGGUUUUUAAAAGUAGAUUCUUUGGGCACGUUAGUAUUAUAUAAGGGUAGGGUAGAGUAGGGUAGAGUAGGGUAGAGUAGGGUAGGGUAGGGUAGGGUAGGGUAGGGUAGGGUAGGGUAGGGCAGGGUAGGGUAAGGUAGGGUAGUGUAGGGUAGGGUAAGGUAGGGUAGGGUAGGGUAGGGUAGGGCAGGGUAGGGUAAGGUAGGGUAGUGUAGGGUAGGGUAGGGUAGGGUAGGGUAGGGUAGGGUAGGGCAGGGUAGGGUAAGAUAGGGUAGUGUAGGGUAGGGUAAGGUAGGGUAGGGUAGGGUAGGGUAGGGUAGGGCAGGGUAGGGUAAGGUAGGGUAGUGUAGGGUAGGGUAAGGUAGGGUAGGGUAGGGUAGGGUAGGGUAGGGUAGGUUAGGGUAGGGUAGCGUAGGGUAGGGUAGGGUAGGUAGGGAAAGAGAGGGUAGGGUGAAAGGAAUUAAAAAACUUUGAAAAAUGACUUUUUUCAGAGGAAAAAAAAAUAAAAUUUUGGCUUAAAAUGACAAAAUUAAGCUUAAAAUUAAAUAAAAUUUUAAAAAUUUAAAUUUACAAGAUUUAGCGAAUGUAUUUUACAGUGAACCAACGGUAACUCGAAUCUGGAAGCCCAAUGUGACUGAUAGAAACGUCAACUCCACUAUUAAUCGCUCUCUAAACAACAAUGUCAAGGUGUCUUUGGAGCAUCAUAAGUUGGUAAGUGGUCUACAACUUGUUACAGUAUGACUGCUAUAUAUUCUAUAUAGUCUAGUCUACUUCAUACUAUAAUAUUUUUAAAUUUGUACAUUGUAAAGAAAGUUAUUGCGAUUUUUAUGCAACAAACCAUGAUUAAAUUUAUAAUUUUUAAUUUUUUAGCAGCCAGACCAGCCUCGAGGCUUCAAUUCAGGCCCACGUCAAUUUGGUGCUCCGACUGCCCCAAGCCCAAUGACAAAGUCAGAUCAUAGUCAAGUUCGGUCGGAAGUGUUGAAGAUGAUCAACGAGAACAAUCAACGACCAUACAGCCAGCCAAAGGGAUUGUUACCUAAUUGCUUCUGCUGUGGACGGUCGAUUGUGUAA